AUGUCGUUUGUAAACACCUAUACCCCACCCAACAAGAGAGACAUCGACGUGUCCUUCAUGGACCCAUAUGACCUCAACAGUACCAUCCCCGUUCUGCCCAUUCUCGAAAGCGAUCGCGUCUGCCUUGUCCCCUUCAACCCAGCCAUCCACGCAGAGGCAUUCCACAUGGCAUACGUCGCCGACAUCGAGUCCAUUGACCGAUACUUCCCUGUCGACUGGUCAACCAUCGACGCCUUCCUCGCCUUCCUCGAGUCCUUCAUUCGACAAGAUCACACCUCGGUCCUCUUCGCCAUCAUCGACAAAACGCGCCCAAGCGAAAACCCCGCACUCAUCCCGCAAGGACGCGUCGCCGGCGUGAUUGGGUGGGCCCACGGCUCGCUCGCGCAGCUCUCCAUGGAAUUCGGUCCGGUCGUCGUCCUGACCGCAUUCCAGCGCACGUUCGUCUCUGCCAACGCCAUCGGGCUUUUGCUCAAGUACGUCUUGGACACACCAGAGGAAGGUGGGCUGGGUUUCCGCCGUGUGGCAUGGUGCACGAACCCUAUGAACGUUGCGAGCAUUGGCGCGGCGGAGAAGAUGGGCUUUACGAAGGAAGGAGUGGUGUCAGAGAUCUAG
Molecule: messenger RNA, 612 nt
Organism: Cyclocybe aegerita
Lineage: Eukaryota; Fungi; Basidiomycota; Agaricomycetes; Agaricales; Hemipholiotaceae
Source: the annotation of a GenBank genome assembly